Cuscuta epithymum is the source of this 1242-nucleotide messenger RNA. NCBI's taxonomy places the organism in Eukaryota, Viridiplantae, Streptophyta, Magnoliopsida, Solanales, Convolvulaceae. The record is from the annotation of a GenBank genome assembly.
AAAAAAGUACUCCGUAUGAAUUUAGAAUAGAGCCACAGAGUGAUUUCCAUGGCUCCCGGCCUCCCGCCAUCCGCCACGUCUCUCGCUGGAUGCGCAUUAGACGGUGAACCUCCAUUUUCCCGCAGACCACUCCUGUUGAACAGCGGGAGAGAAACAAUGGAGGGAGGGAAGGGAGAAAAAGAAGCAAUUCCCUUUCCCGACUUCCGUUCCAAGAUUCACCCUCGCCGGCAGCGCAAAGAUGAGCGUGAUCGACAUUCUCUUCCGAGUCGACGAGAUUUGCAAGAAGUACGAGAAGUACGAUGUCGAGAAGCAGCGUUCCACCAACGCAUCCUCAGAUGAUGCCUUCGCUCGCCUCUACACGUCUUUCGAUUCACAAAUUGACCUUGCUCUCCAAAAAGCGGAGAUGGCAACUAGGGAGACAAACAGGGCCGCCGCUGUGGCCAUGAAGGCUGAGGUACGGCGUCUGAAGGCCCGAUUGUUGGAAGAAGUCCCAAAGUUGCAGAAACUUGCUCUUAAGAAGGUUAAAGGCAUCUCACAAGAAGAAUUAGCGAUACGUAAAGACAUUGUACUUGCACUACCUGAAAGGAUCCAAGCAAUACCUGAUGGAACAAAUGAUACAAGUUCAGCCAAGUCUGGGGUUCGGGGGGGUUCAUCGUCUUCUAAAAUCAUAACAAUCGAUUCAGAUGGGCCUGUUAGCGAUAGUUUCUUUCAGCAGUCUGAAGAAUCCAGCCAGUUUAGGAAUGAGUACGAGAUGAGGAAAAUCAAACAGGCUUGACCAAGGAUUGGAUAUUAUUUCAGAAGGUUUGGACACACUUAAGAAUUUGGCUCAUGAUAUGAACGAGGAACUGGAUAGACAAGUUCCAUUGGUUGAUGAAAUUGAAACCAAGGUGGACAAGGCAACAUAUGAUUUAAAAAACACUAAUGUUAGACUCAAGGAGACUAUUACUAAGGUCCGGUCCACCCAAAAUUUCUGUAUUGAUAUCAUUCUUCUGUUUGUCAUUUUGGGGAUUGCAUCCUAUUUGUACAAUAUAUUACAAUGAUGCACAUGGAGCUGUCUCAUGUUACCUUGUUUGGUCUAUCAUGGAUGUGCGAGGUACCUAGCCUCUGAAAGUGAACUCAUAUGAGAUGAUGUUGCUACUUGAGAAUACGAUUUUGUUGCGCUAACAUAUCUCGAUUCAUUAUUGAUUCUGGACUAUUCGAUUAUUGUGUUAUAUUCUGAUUCUGAAAGUUACCUGCCGGAAU